CUAAACUGUUGGCCUUGUGAUCUCCAAAGGUGUGAACAAGAUGAAUACACGGGUCCCAGUGGAGGAACUACUGGAGGUUCUGAAAAGGUUCAAGAGGGAAGAAUUAGAGGCAGAGCACACAGAUGAUGAAUCAGUGAACAGGCCCAGUGCUGGACGUCUGGGAGAGUAUCAGAAACUGGUCUCCACUUUGUUGCAUCCUUGCAAUGCUGGGAAGGAACUGUGUAAUCAGGACAAGAACCGCUACAAGAACAUCAUCCCAUAUGAUCAUUGCCGUGUUGUGCUGCAGUCCUCUGUCACUGGCAAUGACUACAUCAAUGCCAGCUACGUGGAGAGCUACCAGAGUCCACACUUCUUCAUUGCAGCUCAAGGCCCCUUGCCUGGAUCCGUGGUGGAUUUCUGGCAGAUGAUCUGGCAGGAGAAGACUUCAGUCAUUGUGAUGCUGACAGACUUAGUGGAGCAGAACAAGACCAAGUGUGAGCAGUACUGGCCAGAAGAGGAACAGGUCUACGGAGACUUCACAGUCACACUCAACAACACGAGGUCCACCACAGGCCUUGUCACACGCACAUUCCGCCUGCAGAAGACAGGUUGUGCUCUCCCAAGACUGGUGGAGCAGUUUCACUAUCUGCUGUGGCCAGAUCAUGGGGUCCCCAGAAACCCUACCCAGCUCCUGUACUUAGUGGAGAAGGUGAACAAGACGGUGUCAGAAAACCCUACCGGUCCCGUGCUGGUGCAUUGCAGUGCAGGGAUUGGGCGGACCGGUACCUUCAUUGCCCUGGACUUCCUCCUGAAGAUGGCAAAGGCCGAAGGCAAGGUGGAUGUGUUCCGGUGCGUGCAGAAGCUGCGGGAGCAGCGGGUCAGCAUGGUGCAGACCAAGGAGCAGUACACCUUCUUGUACGAGGUGUUGCUUGAAGGCCUGCUCUGCGGCAGUACCGGGGUCCCUGUGGAGGGUAUCAUCAGCCACAUCAGCCGCCUACAAGAAGCUGAGGCCCAGAGGCAGAACAUGCUCGAGAAGGAGUUCAAGGCCUUGCAGAAGUUUUCCGAGUUCUUCCAGCUCCUGCCAUGCAGAGAAGCAGAGAAACCCAGCAACCAGCCCAAGAACCGCAAGGCAGGGAUCCUGCCAGCGGAUUCCUGCCGGCCCAUGCUCAUGUCCUCCCUGAACGCAGAUGGCUCACCAGGUUACAUCAAUGCAGUGUUCACCGAUACAUACACUGAGGAAGACAGAUUCAUCAUCACACAGCUGCCACUUCCGGACACAGUGGUGGAUUUCUGGGCUCUGGUCUGGGAUUAUACCUGCACUUCAGUGGUCAUGCUAAACCAGCUCCAGGAGCUGGACCAGACGUACAUGGAGUUCUGGCCUACCCAGGGGGAAGCCAUUUACGGCCGUUUCCAUGUCCAGAUGAUCUCAGAAGAGCCCGGAGCUGGCUUCACAGUCCGGACACUUGCUCUGACCAACCAGCAGCAGCCCAAGAAACAUGCACUAAAGAUCCACUUCUGUCAGCUGGAGGACUGGCCUAUGAAGCAGUGCCUUCCCCCAUGCCCUGCCACCAUCAUCAGCUUGCUGGGGAAGGUGGGGACACACCAGCGACAGAGCCAAGAUGCACACGUACUCGUCACUUGCUGGGAUGGUGCCAGUCGAAGUGGGAUCUUCUGUGCUGCCAAUUUCCUCUGUGAGCAGAUCCAAAGUGAAGGGCUAGUGGACGUGUCCCAGGCUGUGAGGAUGUUGAAGAGACGGCGGAGACAGCUGGUUAAGGAUGUGGAGCAAUAUCGAUUUUGCUAUGAACUGGCUCUCGUUUACUUGAAUUCGUUUGAAACCUACGGAAACUUCAAGUAGAGGCACGGCCACCUCCCAUAUCCGGCCAGGACUCCAG
Messenger RNA from Tinamus guttatus (white-throated tinamou), 1871 nucleotides. The record is from RefSeq and is a predicted model, not a curated record. NCBI's taxonomy places the organism in Eukaryota, Metazoa, Chordata, Aves, Tinamiformes, Tinamidae.